AAUAAAAUGACGGCUUAUCAGGUACCGGAUGUGCCCGCGGUACGGGUCGCGUUAGAGCAUUUAGGCGAAUUGGAUAAACGAUUGAGAGAAGAAAGUGUUUCACUUAGUCAUGAAGCAAGUCUCCACCUAAGAGCGAUAGCUGAAGCCAUUAAAGAGCUGGAGGCAUUUAGAAAAAGUGCACGUGAGAAACUUGAAGUUGAAACUAUUGAGACGAGCAAACUUCGUCAUCAAACCUUUAAACUACAGGAUAAUAUUAAGAGAGAAAUUUCUGCUUGUGUUUAUGCAGCUAGAGAAGGCCAUACUGCAGAGCUGAAUCGACUUCGGUCCGAGCUGAAAACUAUAAUACAAGACAAAGAAUCCAUGGAAGAAAGACAACAACUCCUUGAGAAAGAAAAUGCUCUACUGAUUCAGGAGAGAGAAAAUGUUCAAGGAAAAUAUGGAGAUGUCAUUGAUCAGUUGAACCAGCAGCUGUCAGAGAAAGCCAGUAUGCAGAUUGUGUUGGCAGAAAAACAAAUUGAGAUUCAGUCAUUAAAGGAGAAAAUUGUCCCGGUGCAAGCGGCUCGACGAGACCUCAAAGAAGACAUGAUGCAGAAGAAUAAAACAUGUGCUGAGAACAAACACACUCUGGAUACCGAGAUUUUGGAAAUUGAUGAACAGAUUAAAGAACAAAGAAAAAUCAAUGCAGAAACACGCAAUGAGCUGGAUAUUAUGACGUCAGAACUCCAAGACAAGGAGGAGACAAUCACACAGUGUAAAACACAUAUAUCCCAGCUGGAGAAAAACAUAGCUAGACUGACUGCAUCUAAUAUGAAGUGUGAAGAAUGGCUGGAUGAAAAGAUCCAUAAGACGGAAGAACUUGAUCGACAAAAAGAGUUUCAUGAACGAGAACUCAUGGAGUUGGCAGAGGCAGUUGAACAGGAAGUUCAGAACCUUGAGGAGCAAAUCAGAGCGGUUGAAGACGAGAUAGAGGAGGAACAGAAAGUAAGAAAUGCUCUUUCAGAGCCUAUAACUGAACUGUCACACAUCUUCAGCUCUCAGAGGAAAGAGGAAGAUGACGCGAUUGAAGAAAACCAAAGUCUGUCCAAGCGGUUAGAGGAGUGUAAACUGACACACGAGAAUCACAUUACAGCGGCUGCCAAAUGUAAAAUUGAAAUCAAAAAUAUGAAGGAAGAGAUGAAACAGCUUCACGAUGCUAAUACAAUCAGUGCAGAUUUGUUUAAAAAAAGCCUGGAGGAGCUUGAAGCACAGCUGGCCAAAGAGAAAAUAAGGAGAGAAGCAUGUGAUGUUGAGAAGGAGCAGAUAUGUCAAUCUCUCAAAACUCUCAAAAAGGAACAUAAAGAAAAUGUGAGGGAGCACAAUGAUGCCAUCGAACAAACAGAGAGGAGAUGUGAAGAACUGCUGGAGGAGGAGAAGAAACUUCAGGACCAGGAUGUGUUAUUGAGUUCAGUGAUAGAGCAUCUUGCAAAGGAGCUGACCAACACUGAAGAAGAGGGAAAACAACUGGAAAUAAACUUCCAGGCUGAAAUCCAAGAGCUCAAGACGGACGCAGAAUCAAUAACCCAAGCUCGUCUGAAGAAGGAGCGAGAGCUUAAGGUCCAGAAGUCAAUUUUAGAGCAGGUCAAUGCUCAAUUUAACAUCGACAGUCUCAGACAUCAGACCUUAAAGAAACAAAAAACAGAAUUGGAAACCCAAAAACACAAUCUUGAGCUCUCCAUUCAGAACGUAACAAAGCAGACUAAGGUUCUCCUAGAACCAAAGGAUGAGCUAAAGCGAGAGCUUGAGACCUCAAGGGCAAAACUUAUGGAAAUGUUGACAGUUCACGGAGCAGAGAUCAGUACCGUUGAAAAAAUCAUCUACGAGAACACGGUCCUGCUGGAGCAAGUAAAUAUGGAAAACAGCCGUCUGCAUGUGUGCAUUGAACAGAUGAAGGAGGAAAUAUCUGACGCACAGAAAGACAAAGAGCAGUACACCCAUGAGGCAGAGUGGAUGAGAGAGCAAGCACCAUUGCUUUUUAAGAGCCUUAUAGACGCCUGGACCGCAGAUAUGGUUCUUACUAAGGAAUCUGCGGAUAUGGAGCAGAAGAUCAUGGAGAGUAUUAACAGACUCGUGCUUAAGAUUCAAGAGAGAAAACAUGAGAUCAGCGACGUCAACAGCAGACUGGAACGCGAGUUAAUGGCCAUGAACUUCAUGAUACAAAAUCCAAACCACAAACACGAACAAAUGAACAGUUUCACCACAGAUUAAU
This is a messenger RNA of Triplophysa rosa, 2245 nucleotides long. It is a transcript of the gene ccdc175, whose product is annotated as coiled-coil domain containing 175. The record is from RefSeq and is a predicted model, not a curated record. The transcript has 19 exons. The coding region runs from base 7 to 2244 and encodes 745 amino acids. Lineage: Eukaryota; Metazoa; Chordata; Actinopteri; Cypriniformes; Nemacheilidae.